Pongo pygmaeus (Bornean orangutan) is the source of this 4668-nucleotide messenger RNA. RefSeq names its product cell division cycle 14A (gene CDC14A). The transcript has 16 exons. Gene Ontology annotation, biological process: protein dephosphorylation. The record is from RefSeq and is a predicted model, not a curated record. Lineage: Eukaryota; Metazoa; Chordata; Mammalia; Primates; Hominidae. The coding region runs from base 595 to 2379 and encodes 594 amino acids.
GGGGCUGUCCCUUUAAGGGAUGGCCGCGGAGUCGUGAAAGUGGAGGGGGCCGAGGGAGGGCGGGGAGGAAGGUCUGGGGGCGGACCCAGGGGGAGGAGGAGGAGGAAGAGUAACUGCUGAAAGGAGGUGGCGAAGGAGGAUCCGGAGCAGCUGCUGCCAGCCCGCGGGCACUGAAGUCCUGCCGGCUGCCGCUCGAGUAGCCACGGGCGCGAUCGGGACCAGACGUCUCCUACUCCAUGAUCACUUUGGAAGCCGGGGGAAGACUUUGCCCUGCCGUGAGAGGUGGUCUGCGUUUCCCAGGCGCGGCGGCGGCGGAGCAGCAGCUGCAGCAGCCGAGUCCAAAUAGGAGCGGCCACAGCCAGGGGCGUGUGCGCCCCGCGCGGAGCGGGCUCGGGUUCCCCUCGGAAUGUCCCCGGGGUGCCCGGCGCGCUGACUCCGAAGCCGCCUCCGCCGUCGGCGCCUGCUGCCUCCCUGGGCCAGGCUUGUUGUUCGGGACUGUGAGCUUCCUGGCUCCUGGGCAGUAGGGAAGCCCCCGGGGGCGAGUGACCUCAGCUGGCCACGACCCAGCCCUCCCCCGUGCGUAUCUCGCUUAAGAUGGCAGCGGAGUCAGGGGAACUAAUCGGGGCUUGUGAGUUCAUGAAAGAUCGGUUAUAUUUUGCUACUUUAAGGAAUAGACCAAAAAGCACAGUAAAUACCCACUAUUUCUCCAUCGAUGAGGAGCUGGUCUAUGAAAAUUUCUAUGCAGAUUUUGGACCGCUGAACUUGGCAAUGGUGUACAGAUAUUGCUGCAAACUAAACAAGAAACUAAAAUCAUACAGUUUGUCAAGAAAGAAAAUAGUGCACUACACCUGUUUUGACCAACGGAAAAGAGCAAAUGCAGCAUUUUUGAUAGGUGCCUAUGCGGUAAUCUAUUUAAAGAAGACACCAGAAGAAGCCUACAGAGCACUCCUGUCUGGCUCAAACGCCCCCUAUCUUCCAUUCAGGGAUGCUUCCUUUGGAAAUUGCACUUACAAUCUCACCAUUCUCGACUGUUUGCAGGGAAUCAGAAAGGGAUUGCAACAUGGAUUUUUUGACUUUGAGACAUUUGAUGUGGAUGAAUAUGAACAUUAUGAGCGAGUUGAAAAUGGUGACUUCAACUGGAUUGUUCCAGGAAAAUUUUUAGCAUUUAGUGGACCACAUCCUAAAAGCAAAAUUGAGAAUGGUUAUCCUCUUCACGCCCCUGAAGCCUACUUUCCUUAUUUCAAAAAGCAUAAUGUGACUGCAGUUGUGAGGCUAAACAAAAAGAUUUAUGAGGCAAAGCGCUUCACAGACGCUGGCUUCGAGCACUAUGACCUCUUCUUCAUAGAUGGCAGCACACCCAGUGACAACAUCGUGCGAAGGUUCCUGAACAUCUGUGAGAACACCAAAGGGGCCAUCGCCGUUCACUGCAAAGCUGGUCUUGGAAGAACAGGGACAUUGAUAGCCUGUUAUGUAAUGAAACACUACAGGUUUACACACGCUGAAAUAAUUGCUUGGAUUAGAAUAUGCCGGCCAGGCUCUAUUAUAGGACCCCAGCAGCACUUCCUGGAAGAAAAACAAGCAUCGUUGUGGGUCCAAGGAGACAUUUUCCGAUCCAAACUGAAAAAUCGACCAUCCAGUGAAGGAAGUAUUAAUAAAAUUCUUUCUAGCCUAGAUGAUAUGUCUAUUGGUGGAAAUCUUUCAAAAACACAAAACAUGGAACGAUUUGGAGAGAAUAACUUAGAAGAUGAUGAUGUGGAAAUGAAAAAUGGUAUAACCCAGGGAGACAAACUACGUGCCUUAAAAAGUCAGAGACAGCCACGUACCUCACCAUCCUGUGCAUUUAGAUCGGAUGAUACAAAAGGACACCCGAGAGCAGUGUCCCAGCCUUUCAGAUUAAGUUCAUCCCUGCAAGGAUCUGCACCUACUUUGAAGACAUCAAAAAUGGCACUGUCCCCUUCAGCAACGGCCAAGAGGAUCAACAGAACCUCUUUGUCUUCAGGCGCCACUGUAAGAAGCUUUUCCAUAAACUCUCGGCUAGCCAGUUCUCUAGGGAACUUGAAUGCUGCAACAGAUGAUCCAGAGAACAAAAAGACCUCCUCAUCUUCUAAGGCAGGCUUCACAGCCAGCCCGUUUACCAACCUCUUGAAUGGCAGCUCCCAGCCAACUAUCAGAAAUUACCCUGAGCUCAACAACAAUCAGUACAACAGCAGCAGCAACAGCAAUGGGGGCAACCUGAACAGCCCCCCAGGCCCCCACAAUGCCAAGACAGAGGAGCACACCACCAUCCUCCGACCCUCCUACACCGGGCUUUCUUCUUCUUCAGCGAGAUUCCUGAGUCGUUCUAUCCCUUCCCUUCAGUCUGAAUAUGUUCAUUACUAAGGCCUUGCCACUCCAGUGAAAGCUGUUCCUUCCUUAGACACAAUUUCUUCAUCUGGACGAGCAGUGGAGAGGGAAAGCAACUUCUUGCUGGAAGAAUAUCUCUGCCUUCUUACCUUAAAUUAAAGAGAGCACUAAGAUAACACCUUCAAGAGACUUGAAAACAGAAAACUGGUCAAUGACUACUAUAAAUGCACUGAAACUAUGUUUAUGGAGAUUUCCAUACUUUUAAAGACAGUUUUAAUGUUGAAUUUGGUAUUUUGAAGGGUUAUUUUUAAUGUAUUUUGGUAAUACAUUUAUUAUUAUAUUUACAUGUACAGUGUUACAUUAUGUAUGUAUUGUGAACUUUAAAAGACUAUUUUGAUAAAUUUAUAAAUAUAUAAAAUUAUGUAAAAACUAGACUAUAUUUUGAUUUAGAUUUUCCUGCUGUUUGCUACCAAAAAUUUGUAUUUUAAAUCUAUUUAGUUUUAGUAUGGUUUUGUCUCUAAUGAAUAAAUAAUUCCUUCUUAUUAAGAAGAAGUAAGGGAGAACGUUUUUAGAAAGUGAUUUUUAUGCUCCCACUAUAAAUAUGGCAGGUCAGUUCAUUCUUUUGGGAAGUCAGUUUAGUUACACUGAGUUUAUCCAAGUUUAUCUCUACCAAGAGUAUAAUGGCAUGGGAUGACUUAUUUAGGACAAUUUCCUUUCCCAUUGUUUUUGUUGCUGAGCCAAUUUGAGUUAGUUUUGCAUCCUGGGGGGCUUUAAAAAACAGCAUGCAGUGGAAGAUCAGAAUUCACUGAAUAUUUCUUCUGAGAGCAUGGUUUCAUGGUUUUUCUCUAUGAAAUGACUCAAUAUUCCAAAUGUUUUUUUUUCCUUCAUCCUUUCAAAAGAGUUCUUAACCCAAUUAGGAUAUCCUGCUUUGGGUAUGAGGUUGUUGUUGCCUGUAAUCACACAUGGUUUGACAUCAGUUUUAAAUCAGUGGAGAGAAAAAACUGAAAAAGAUGCUGCUAUGUAGUUCUCUGUAUUAAAGGAGAUAUUUUUAAAACAGGGUACAACCCCCUGCUGCACACGCUAGCAUAUCUGGAACCUAAUAUGAAAAUGAAAAGACCCUUAUAGGUACUCACAGCCCUUUCAUGUAAGUAUGAUCUGAUAUUUAGGUCUUCAGAAGCCUGUAGGUUUCAUUUCUAUGAGGAAUCAAGGAGCCUUACAUCCUGAUAUGCUUCCAGGCUGCUUAAGAAUGGACUGCUUCAACACUGAAAGUGCUAGUUAAAUGGAUUCAUACGAAGUGCUUUACUCCCAACCAUUGAGUUAUUUAUAAUGUAUUUAUUAGGGGAGGGUACCUUGAGUCCAUUAUAUAUGCUUCAUCAAAACAUCUUGUUGAUGUUUUAUGUUUUUAAAAAAGGCAUUUGAAUGAAUGUUUGACUCAGGUUUGUUAAAUUAACCUUCAGUAACUGCAGUACCAAAAAUUAUACUCAAACGAUGAAAAAAAUUAAUUGUAUGAUUUAGGAAUCAAAAACUAAAAUAAGUGGAGUUAUGUAUCUUUUCUAAAGUUAAAAAAGUAAAAUAUUUUAUUAUGAGUUAUUAUAAAAAAUUAGUUAAUAGUAUAGGAAGAUGACAGUAUUUUUUUCAAGUUAUCAUAAAAAGUAAUUCAGAUGACAUUUGAGAAGUAGGGGAAAGGGAAUCAUGUUGACAGUUUUAGUUCUGUGAACACUAAUUUGUGUGCAGCUAUUAAAAUGAUUGUAAAGUUGACUACUGUAAAUUUCCCAUAAUUAUGUGUGUAUAUGUGUCAUAUGUAUGUACAUGUAUAUGUCUAAAAAUUACUUUACACAUGUGCAUACAUAGACACACCAAGAAGUGGAUGUAUAUAAUAUAGAAAGUAUAUAGCAAAGUAAUUUUACUCUGAUAAUAAAAAUUGUUUGACAUGUAUUUUGUUAUGAAUAGUUUACCUUCCAAAAGAUAUUUUGCUCUAUUUUAAAGUGUAGAAGAAUACACUGCUAAUAAAUAAUAAAAGUUUUAUGCAAUUUACUUAUUUUUUGGUGUUUAUAAUUUGAAUUUUUGAGUUAUCAAUGUACUGAAGUCUCUUUAUAAUUUUAUUUUUGGUUCAGUGUGGUCAGUACCCUGAGUGUUUCAAGAUCUCUAUUCUGGAUUUUAGUUUAUCUUUUAUUGACUUUCUAGGUUGUGGCCAUUGCCUGAAAUACAUGACAGUGAGCUCACAGAAACCUUACACUUUGAAUUUCACAAAAAUCAUAUAAUGUUAGGUUCUUGCUUGCUUUCUCUUUAUUUUUUUUACUGUCAAUAAAAUGCUGAUCCUGAUCA